This is a messenger RNA of Candidula unifasciata, 2094 nucleotides long. Lineage: Eukaryota; Metazoa; Mollusca; Gastropoda; Stylommatophora; Geomitridae. The record is from the annotation of a GenBank genome assembly.
AAAUUGUACUGGCAAGGAGUUCAGAGGUGGAUUAUCUGUUUCAUCAUUGGCGUCCUGACCGGUCUGACUGCUGGACUGAUUGACUUUUGUGUGGAAAGCGUCUCUCGGGUCAAAUUUUUGUCUAUAAAAAAAUUGGUGGAUCAGUGUGAAGCUGGCAGCUGCUUGUGGAAACCACAGAUUGUUUGGUUUUGUUUCAACAUUGUUUUAGUACUAGUUGCUUCAUUAUUGACGGCUUUAGUUGAACCUGUGGCAGCUGGUAGCGGUAUUCCCCAAAUAAAGUGCUACCUGAAUGGUGUGAUUGUGCCACGUGUUGUUCGUAUCAAAACAUUGAUCACCAAGGUUGUGGGAGUCAUUUGUGCUGUCGGUGGUGGGUUAGCUGUUGGCAAGGAAGGUCCCAUGAUUCAUUCAGGAUCAGUCAUUGCAGCUGGUGUAUCUCAAGGAAGAAGCACCUCACUUGGUAUAGAUUUCAAAAUAUUUCGUAACUUUCGGAGUGACACAGAAAAGAGAGACUUUGUGUCUGCUGGUGCCGCAGCAGGGGUGUCUGCUGCUUUUGGUGCUCCAGUGGGAGGUGUUCUCUUCAGUUUGGAGGAAGGAGCAUCGUUCUGGAAUCAGUCUCUUGUAUGGAGGAUUUUUUUCUCUUCAAUGAUAUCGACAAUGACCUUGAAUAUUGUUCAGGGCUUCAUCAAAGGACAUCCCUGGGAUCUAUCUUAUGCUGGUCUUAUUGAUUUUGGGACCUUUGAUGCUGUUAACUAUAAAAUGGGAGAUCUCCUAAUUGCGAUAUGUAUGGGCGCCUUUGGUGGCUUACUUGGGGCUUUGUUCAACCACAUUAACUACAAGCUGACAGUGUUUAGAAUGAAGUAUGUCCAAACAAACUGGCAAAAAGUUCUGGAGGCAGUGAUGGUGGCAGCUUACACCCCAUGUUUUGCAUACCUGCUCAUAUUCUUCAGCAAUGACUGCAGAGACAUAACAGAGAACAAACAGGACAACAACUCCGUACUUGUGAAGUUUUUCUGUCAAGAAGGAGAGUACAGCUCAUCUGCCAAAUUGUUUUUUGAUACACCUGAAGCCACAGUGAAACAUCUUUUUCAUAAUGACCCAGGAACAUACCAGAUUUCUACAUUAUGCAUAUUUGCAAGUGGUUACUUCUUCUUGGCUUGUUGGACAUACGGCAUUUCUGUACCCAGUGGAUUGUUUAUUCCAAGUCUUUUGGUUGGAGCAGCAUGGGGCAGAAUCGUUGGCAUCCUGGUCUCAUUGGUAGAUGGGGAUUGGGUGGAAUUAUCUUUUUACUCUUUGGUUGGUGCAUCUGCGAUGUUAGGAGGUAUAGUUCGUAUGACAAUCAGCUUGACAGUUAUAAUCAUGGAAGCUACUUCGAAUGUCCCACUUGGUCUGCCUGUCAUGAUUUCUCUCAUUGUAGCUAAGUGGGUAGGAGAUCAAUUCAAUGAGGGAAUUUAUGACCUCCACAUUCAUCUGCAAGGUGUGCCAAUAUUAGGAUGGGAGCCAUUGCCAAUGCCUACAAACAUAAGUGCAAAGUCAGUAAUGAGCCAUCCCGUGACUGUGUUCAGGAUGAGAGAAUCUGUUGACAGAAUUGUCAGAGUUCUGAAGGAGGAACCUCACAAUGGCUUUCCAGUAGUGGAAGAUUACGAUCUAGAUAAUCCUGUGAUAACAGAUGGAUGUGAAACCUUUGGGACAUUCAGGGGGUUGAUACUGAGAAGUCAGCUGGUCACAAUGUUGCAAAAGAAGCUGUUCUUGGAAAACCCAGGUGUCAAUGAGAUAAUUAGCAGACUGAAAGUGGCUGAGUUUAAUGAGGCAUAUCCAAGAUACAUACCAAUACAGAAAGUGAGUAUCACACCUGUAGAAGCACAAUUCACAGUGGAUCUGGCACCUUUCAUGAACCAGUCUCAUUAUGUUGUGCUUGAGAGUGCUUCAUAUGCCAGCAUUUUCAGAAAAUUCCGGUCCCUCGGCCUUCGCCACAUGGUGGUCAUAAAUUUCAAAAAUCAAGUCAUCGGUAUUGUUACUCGCAAGGAUUUGGCUAGAUAUAUGGUGACCUUCAAGAAUGGAGAGAUUAACAUACGAGAAAAGACAAUUAUUAUGUAA